AUAAAAAAAUUGAUAUAAAAAUGUAGUACGCGUUGAUUUUCGUUUGUUUUUCGGACGCAAUCAAAAUUGACAGUUAGUUAACCUAAAUUUUUUGUGGAAAAUGGACCGUUUUAAAUCGGGGGUGAAACUACGUUGAAAAUUUGUGGAAAUUAGUGUCCCGGUAAUAGUAAAUAUGUGCACGUGAUGAAGGCAUGGUUUUUGGCGCGGUGGUGGGGGGAAAAAUAAAGGAAAACCGACUCUAUCAACAAAAAUAUUCAAGAAUCAAAUGCGCUGGUGGUGCGAACGCGCGCUCCGUCACGUUAUCACUUGUACAAAGGGCCCCCUUCGCUGAUCGAAACUCCGAAAAAGGGAAUUAGUUAAUUUAACAAUUAAAACCGAAAUAAUGUGACUUAAUCUAUAGUGCGUUCAAGUUUCGUUGUUUGUACAUUAUAUUUAGUACGCCGUAGUUGUAGUUGAUAAUUUCCCGUGUAUAUUUUCCCUUUUUCUUGGCCGAUUUUCGUGUGAUGCCGAAGAACCGGAGAUUUAAUCCGAACGUCUAAUGUCUCAGCGAGAUACUGUGAUACAUCUAGUGGCUGGAGGUGUUGCAGGUACCGUAGGUGCAAUAGUGACAUGUCCGUUAGAGGUGGUAAAGACCAGGUUGCAAUCGUCGAAAAGUGGUUUUUGUUACGAAUCGCUAAAUGGGGGUGUCCUGGGGGGCGCCGCCACAUCACAACGCGUCAUCGACGACACAAGGAACCCAACCACGACAACAACAAACACCUUAAGUCCGGCCCAGAGGCGUAGGUUGUGGACCUGUGCCCGCCAGUGCCGCCCUCAAGUUGUAGCUCUUUCAGGUUACGUCGCGAAGACUGGACCCGCGACCACCAGCCUCGUUCAAUGUUUGAAGCGUAUCGUCAAAUACGAAGGCCCCAUGGCCCUUUUUAAAGGUUUGGGGCCAAAUUUAAUAGGCGUAGCUCCUUCGCGUGCAGUUUACUUUUGCACGUACUCUCAAAUGAAAGUGUUCUUAAAUAGUAUUACGACUCAUCAAGACACCGCGAUGGUUCAUAUCUUAUCGGCAAUGUGCGCUGGGUUCACAUCGAGCACUUUAACUAACCCUAUUUGGUUUGUAAAGACGAGAUUACAAUUGGACGUUAAUAAACAAAACCAAAUGACCGCUAUGGAAUGUGUACGAAGAAUAUAUGCUCAAUCAGGUCUUUUGGGUUUUUAUAAAGGUAUAACGGCAUCUUAUAUGGGAAUAUCGGAAACGAUAGUUCAUUUUGUGAUAUACGAAGCGAUCAAACAGGAAAUGAUGGCGCACCGUUCCCGACAAACGGACGAUAGGGACGCCAGCGAUUUCCUCGAAUUCAUGUUGGCGGGGGCCGUUUCGAAAACGGUGGCGAGCUGCGUCGCGUACCCUCACGAGGUUGCUAGGACUCGUUUGCGCGAGGAGGGUUCGAAGUAUCGUAAAUUUUGGCAGACUCUAGGUUUGGUGUUUAAAGAGGAAGGUAUACGCGGCGUUUAUCGCGGUUUAACGACGCAAUUAGUACGGCAAAUACCGAAUACGGCCAUUAUGAUGGCCACUUACGAGGCUGUAGUGUACCUGUUAACGCCCCGAUCUGGUAAUUAUUAUGGGAGAGACUGUGAAGAUUAAGAUGACUGAAAAAAAAAAGAUUUGGAGUGAAGAGGAGGUUGAUAAUGAAGGGGAAAAAGUGAGUUUUUUAAGUUCCUUUUUAAGUUUUUUUUUGGUUAGAUUUUUUUUGGAGUAUCGCCGUCGGAUUCCAUUUUAUUUUUUGAGGAUUUAAAAUUAAUUUUUUGUAAAAAUUGAAAAAAAAUUAAAAUGGGAUUAGCAGAGGAAAUUGUUCUUCCGAUCGUGUUAAAAAAAUGAGUCAUUAGUUUAUAAAUUUGUUAGUCGAUAAAUUUGCUGUAAAUAGCUAUAACUACGUUUUUGCAAAAAUAAAUAUUAAUAAUACGUUA
This is a messenger RNA of Onthophagus taurus, 1953 nucleotides long. RefSeq names its product Replication in mitochondria 2 (gene Rim2). The record is from RefSeq and is a predicted model, not a curated record. Gene Ontology annotation, biological process: pyrimidine nucleotide import into mitochondrion. NCBI's taxonomy places the organism in Eukaryota, Metazoa, Arthropoda, Insecta, Coleoptera, Scarabaeidae. Gene Ontology annotation, cellular component: mitochondrion. Gene Ontology annotation, molecular function: pyrimidine nucleotide transmembrane transporter activity.